This is a messenger RNA of Octopus bimaculoides (California two-spot octopus), 1188 nucleotides long. RefSeq lists its product as uncharacterized. Gene Ontology annotation, biological process: cell surface receptor protein tyrosine kinase signaling pathway; intracellular signal transduction. The record is from RefSeq and is a predicted model, not a curated record. Lineage: Eukaryota; Metazoa; Mollusca; Cephalopoda; Octopoda; Octopodidae.
ACAAGGCAAGGACUGUACUGCUACGUUGGACAUAUGUUAUCAGCUGUCACCAUGGCAGAUAGGGAUGGAAGACUUUGAGGAGUCAGUACCACACCUCAGUCGACCAAUGGUACAAGUGUCCAUAGCACAAAUACCAAUCCCAGAGGUACCGUCACCAGAGGUAUUAAUGCCGCCAUCACCAACACAUGCGGUGCCGUCUCCAUUAGUAUUCCCACCAGGGAUACAAAUGGAACAAGAUGAGCCAACACAAGAUGCACCAUCGCCUCAGAUACCAGUACCACCACCACUACCACCAUCAUCACAGGUACCGUUAUUACAAGUGUCCAAACCACCGGCAUCACCAACACCACCAUCACCACAGGCGUCAGGGGUACCGUCAUCACAAGAACCAAAAUCAUCACCGACAGCGACGCUAGAGGUACCACCAGGAGAAAUACCGACACCAAUGAGAACAAAACCAUUUGAGCCCUUCACAAGGAAGUUCUUUGGAAUCCCUUACCAUUAUCCACCAAUGCUGAAGCUCAGUGAAAGUGACCUGACCAAUGCACGAAAAUGCCUUAAGAAAGUCUUUUUGGGUGACAACGAAGUAAGUUUCAAAUCCAAAAAUGUAGAGAAAAGCCUACCCACAAGGCAAAGAAAUAGUCGGCGGUUUUCUGAUGGGUCUGUGAAUGUCGAAUUUAAACAGAACUUCUACAAAGAACUUGACAAACGGCUUAAAGAAAUAAAAUUAGCGGAUGCCUAUACGCCAUUACCCGAGUGCAUCAACACGAAUAACGAUUUAGAUGUGUAUGCCGAUGUCAUUGAUGUCCAGAAAUGGAGGCCACACGAGCCAUGGUAUUUUCACUCAGUAGACAAGUCGAAAGAGGAACGGCUACUGCGUAAAAUCAGUCAGGAUGGAGCAUUCCUCGUUCGGGACAGCAGGAGUUACAAACCUGACCAGCCAUUCACGCUGACCGUCUUUUAUCAUAAUCGCCUGUUUUCCGUCAAGAUUCGUCAGCUGGCCUCAGGACAGUUUGUUUUAGGCGAAGAAAAACAUGAUCAAGUGAAAUUUGAAACUGUAGAGAAACUCAUCUCACACUACAGGAAAAGCACGCUGUUACUCCUUGGAAGAGGUGGCGGACGUAUUACACUGACCCAGUAUCCAUCCAGUUAUUAAUAUUCAUUGAACAACGCGUGUGUGUGUGUGUG